This is a messenger RNA of Scophthalmus maximus (turbot), 3222 nucleotides long. It is a transcript of the gene baiap2l1a, whose product is annotated as BAR/IMD domain containing adaptor protein 2 like 1a. Gene Ontology annotation, biological process: actin filament bundle assembly; actin crosslink formation; plasma membrane organization. The record is from RefSeq and is a predicted model, not a curated record. The transcript is spliced from 14 exons. Gene Ontology annotation, molecular function: protein binding. Lineage: Eukaryota; Metazoa; Chordata; Actinopteri; Pleuronectiformes; Scophthalmidae. The coding region runs from base 12 to 1604 and encodes 530 amino acids. Gene Ontology annotation, cellular component: cytosol; nucleoplasm.
CCUCGGUCCACAUGCCCGGAGUGAGGCUGAGGACGCAGACAGGGAGCAGGUCCGGCUCUGGGAUAUUUACAGUGAGCGAACACCUGGAUUACGAAGCAGAACUUUUUCUUUUUUUUUUUUUUAAUUUUUCAAAAAAUUGUUUCCAACCCCCCCAAAAAAACCUGGCCACCAUGUCUCGGGCUCCGGAUGGUGUGAGCAAGCUCACUGAGAGUACAUUCAAGAAUGUGAUGGAGCAGUUCAACCCGGGCCUGAGGAACCUGGUCAACCUCGGCAAGAGCUACGAGAAAUCCGUCACAGCCAUGACUCUUUCCGGAAAGGUCUAUUUCGAGGCGGUCUCGAAGAUCGGAGAGAACGCCAUGGUGUCGCCCGUCUCCAGAGAACUUGGCGUGGUUCUUAUGGAGAUGGCAGAGGUCCACAGGAAGGUCCAUAUCGAACUCGAAGAGAACUUCAAAAGUUUUCACAAAGAGAUUAUUAUCGAGCUGGAGAAGAAAACAGAGAUGGACGUGAAAUACAUGAAUGCCACCUUCAAGCGCUAUCAGUCGGAGCACAAGCUGAAGCAGGACUCUCUGGAGCGCUCUCAGACAGACCUGAAGAAGAUCAGGAGGAAAAGCCAGGGAAAGCACUCGUCCAAGUAUGAGAUCAAAGAGAACGAGUACAUGGAGACCAUCUCAUCACGACAGACAGACAUGCAGAAGUUCAUCGCUGACGGCUGCAGAGAGGCCCUGCUGGAAGAAAAGAGACGCUUCUGUUUCCUGGCGGACAAACACUGCAUGUUCUCGUAUCAAAUUGGCAACUUCUACGAGAAAGCCAAGGAGAUGCUGGCCAUGAAGCUCCCCAGCUGGCAGGACAAGUGCACCGACAUCACCAAGGUGCCGGACACGGUGGCGACCAUGAUCGAGGGACUCUCCACCCCAGAGCAAUCGCCGCAGGUUGAACACUGCAACAGGAACAACGCAGCGUCACUGAUGCCUCCUCCAGCACCUCCACUAAAGGCUCAGAUAAGUCCACUAGCCAUUAUGUUCAACCCCGAGCCCAGAUCGCCGCUCACCUCCGCCUCAGACCACAACUCAGACCAGGGCAGUCUCGGAGAGGGCAGUUUGUCCCGGUCGGCGUCCCAGUCGUCCGGUCUCAACGUGGCGAGGAGACACCGGGUUAGGACCAUCUUUCCCCACACAUCAGGCAACAACAACACACUCCUCAGCUUCGACGAGGGCGACAUCAUCAGCCUGCUCAUCCACGAGGAGAAGGACGGCUGGCUGUACGGAGAGCUGGACAGGACGAGGCAGCGGGGCUGGUUUCCCUCAUCUUACUGCAGAGCUUAUUCUGAGCCAGCGAUAACAUAUAGCAAUCUGGGCACGCCGGUGCGUAGACUGAGUGUGGCCAGUCUGCCAGAGCAGGAGGAGGAAGAGCCAGUGUUGAUUCCCCCACCGGACUACGGCGACGACCCCUCGAGCCCAGCGGUCCCCUCGACGCCCUCGCCACAGAACACGGUCUCUUUAGUCAAUGGGACUGCGAAGGCUUCUUUUCUAGGAGGAGGGAAUCCAUUUGCCACGGUGAAGCUGAGGCCAACGGUCACGAAUGACAGAUCAAGGCCUCACAUCUAACACAGAGCUGGAGAAGUUUCACCGCUGUCAUGCCUUCGGGGGAGUCAUGCAACAUGGGACCCCUGCCACACAAUGAAUAUCACCCCCAACCUGACAUCUCACCAGCCUGCAUGCUGGUCUCUCUCAGCAACAGUCUGCUCCAUUAAAAGGAACCAUUGUUUCUGGACAUAAGUGUGCUUUACUGUGCCAGUGUGUUUCACAUCACCCACAGCAGUGAAAUACUACAUAAUUAACACAUGGAUAUUCUGAAUAACUUUGUAGUUCAAAGAAAGACUUUCAUAAUGUUAUACACCCAGUCUCAAAGUAAUAAUACAAACCAAAAUGAAAAUGUAGGCUUUGUCUCAUAUAUGUCACUAACAGUUAUAAUCAAAUGUGGCUGCGUCACAAUUUUUUCCGAGGUGAAUACCUUUAAUGUGAGGUGGCAGCAAAAGAAAAUGUUCAGUUUGCAUUUGCAGUAUAACCUGGUAAAGAUUUGUCACGGUGUAAAAAAUGCUAUUUUUAUGAAGUCCUCCAUCAAAAAACUAAUACGAAGAGAGAUAAAUAAUACAUGUGAAUGCAAUUGGAUAUAUUUUGUUUUAAACAUGCUGCCAGUAAAUACUAUCAAAAAUUGGGGUUUAUUUCAUGAAAACUAUAAAAAACAGAAAACACUGUUGUAAGAAUGGUUGUGUGGACCCGUCUGUGAAGUCCUUUGGCCAGACAACACUUGAAUUUCAGUGCAUUAAGUUUUUAAUGUCUUUUUUCUUUCCAUGUAAAAAUGAUAUUGAGGUUUAUUUUGAAUCUGAUGGUGACAUGACAUGAGAAUGUGGAGAUUAAACCUGCAUCUUCAUUUUGGUCUGAACUACUCCUCCUCCUCCCUAAGACUGUGUCUAGGGGAAGAAGAGAAGUACCCUGAGUGUCAUCAGGGCUUUUCAGACUUGUUUGUGUUUUCAUACAGAAUGAAGAGAUCCAGAUGUGAAUGUUAGUGGCCUGAUGCUGACGAAACGGACCAGAACUCUCUUCCUGACUUGCCAAAAAACAUGUACACAUUGUUAUUUCUAUUUUUCUUUUUUUUAAAAGAGGCAUUGAGAUUUACAGAGGUGAGAAUGAAGGAAGAGAUCAUUUGAGUAAAGACAAAUGAGAAGUCUAUUUAUAUACAGAAAGGUUAUAUGAGAUAUUAAAGUAUAAGUAUUUAAAGGGGCAUUAAGAUUCCCCUCUAAAUAUUUUUUCCAAGGGUGCUCAAGAUGAGCAUUGGAUCCCACACUGAUUAUGAUUUGACUGCUGGUAUGUAUUUUAUAUGGUUAAAAAGACAUUUUCACCCCUCAUGGCUACACUUUUGUUCAAUGUAUAGAUUCUCUGAACAAUGCACAGCUCAUACUAAAUGGUUAUGUGAAUACGGUGGUCAUAAAGUAUUAAGUAUUUUGUGAGGAGAGGGGCAAUUUGCCAUGUUCUUGCUUUGCAGGAUGUAAGUGUACGAUGAGGAGCUGAUUGAUGAAAUAGAUCUUCAUAGACCCACUGAUGUGCGUAAUUGAACCCAUCAUACUGACGCAGUCAACGCCACAUGCUUUCUUCAGAGUAACGUGCCACUGCAUUGACCCAUGUAGUCUCUCAAUAAAACAUGUUCAAGUAAAAGUCUGCAUAA